GUCUGCAGUAGAACUAGUGACCUUUGAGGAAGUGGCUGUGUAUUUCACGGAGGAAGAGUGGGCUCUGCUGGACCUGAGUCAGAGAGCAUUUUACUGGGGCGUCAUGCAGGAGAAUUAUGAGACUGUGACCUCGCUGGAAUUCCUGAAUUCCCAACCUGACAUGAUCUUCUGACUGGAAGGAUGGGAGGAGCCGUGUGUCCCUGAUCCCCAGGGCUCUGAGGAAAGGGAGAUCCUGAGAGAUGCCCACACAGCAGGUGAUGGGAUGGUGAGUGAGAGUGAGGAGGCGAACCCUCAGCAGGAAGGUCCCGAGCAACUACAUCGGAUGGUAUCAGGAAGCACUGAUGGAGAUGUUUUCCAAAGUCCUGAGUGUAAAAAAGCCCCUGAGAAUCACUGCAGGCCAGAGAGGUAUCAUGGAAACGACCAAGAAGAGAGAGAGGAUAAAUCCACUCAUUUGAUCAGAGGAGUCGAGAAAAUCAAAGACACUGCUCAGCAGAGAAUUUCCACUGGAGAGAGACCCAACACGUGCAGUGACUGUGGGAAAAAUUCCUUUGGAGGUCUGCCCUUAUCAUGCAUGAGAGAAUCCACACAGGAGAAAAACCUUAUAAGUGUCCUGAUUGUGAGAAAAGGUUCAGCCAGGGCUCAGACCUCACUAAACAUCAGAGUCCACACAGGAGGGAAGCCUUACAAAUGUCUCAAGUGUGGAAAAAGUUUCGGUGAUAGAUCCACCUUCAGUACACACCAGAGAAUCCGCAUGGGAGAGAGACCCUAUAAAUGCCUGACCUGUGGGGAAAGUUUCAGGGAUCGGUCAACCUUUAAUAAACACCAGAGAAUUCACAUGGGAGAGAAACCACAUAAAUGCCCCAAGUGCGGGAAAAAUUUCCAUCAGCUCACACAACUCAUUAGACACAAGAGACUCGACACAGGAGAGAGACCCCAUAAAUGCCUGACCUGUGGGAAAAGCUUCCGGGAUAGAUCCACCUUUAAUGAACACCAGUGAAUCCACACAGGAGAAAAACCUUAUGAAUGCCCAGAGUGUGGGAAAAGCUUCUGGCACAGCUCAACUUUUAUUAGGCAUCAGAGAAUCCACAGAAGACAAAACCCUAGGAGUGGGAUGGACAAAGUGAAUAAUAUCUUUGCUGAUUCCAAUUAACCCCAGAGGGUCAGCCAGGCUAGAGGGGCGAUGUACUGGGGACAUGCAUUAGUUAUUAAAGCAAUGAAUGAAAUAAUCUUUCCAAAACAGAGUCAUGCAGAGCAAGUUUCCUAUGCUGGGAUUCAGAGUAGCAGCCGUGUUAGUCUGUAUUCGCAAAAAGAAAAGGAGUACUUGUGGCACCU
Dermochelys coriacea (leatherback sea turtle) is the source of this 1332-nucleotide messenger RNA. RefSeq names its product zinc finger protein 471-like. Gene Ontology annotation, biological process: regulation of transcription by RNA polymerase II. The transcript is spliced from 3 exons. Lineage: Eukaryota; Metazoa; Chordata; Testudines; Dermochelyidae. The record is from RefSeq and is a predicted model, not a curated record. Bases 263 to 997 code for a protein of 244 amino acids. Gene Ontology annotation, molecular function: DNA-binding transcription factor activity, RNA polymerase II-specific; RNA polymerase II cis-regulatory region sequence-specific DNA binding.